AUGGCAUCAAAAACAAAAACAAUCUACUUAUUUAUUCUGUUUCUUUUCAUAAUUGAUUGUCGAGCAUUAACGGAUAAUGCAGAAAAAGUUAAUGCUAUUCUUGGCCAGAGUUUUAAACGUUCUACAAUUAAUGAAAAGUUCGGAGAUGAUAUAAAAUUUAAAAGAGAUGGUCUUAUUGACGAAGUAAUUCAUACCGAAUCACCGGCUUAUUCUAUUAGCAAGAGACAGGCUAAUGACGAUAACAGUGGCAACAAAGGUAAUUGCAAUCAGGGUGUAAUUGUUAGUAUUGGUGCUCGCAUAAAUUCAAGUGGUUCAGGGGUUAUUGUGUUUGCAUUAACUUUAACAAUCGGAUUCCUUCUAUAA
Molecule: messenger RNA, 363 nt
Organism: Funneliformis geosporum
Lineage: Eukaryota; Fungi; Glomeromycota; Glomeromycetes; Glomerales; Glomeraceae
Source: the annotation of a GenBank genome assembly